UAGUAAUGUACAAAUUGUGACUCAAAUUGUGACACGUGUCCUUAUAAAUGGAUCUACAUAGAUUUCCCGAUAAAUAACGACUACGAAAAAUCUAUCAAUCAACAUCUAAUCAUGGAAUACUUGGAAGGCGUUGUCGUUUCUAAUUUACCUCAAACUACUAAGAGUGAUAAAAAAGCCAAGAAAUCACAGAAAUCACAAAAAGGAGUUUCCGAUAAUGGAUACCCAUUGGAGCUUGACCCUCCUCCAGAAUAUAUCGUUCACCGAAUCAAAUUAUUUGAAGAAUGGAAAAAAGCUUACGAUGAAGAAAUUAAAAAUAGACCACGUGUUCCGAUUACUGUAACCUUCCCUGAUGGUCGAAAAUUAGAGGCAACAGCCUGGGAAACUACUCCCUUGGAAAUUGCAAAAAAUAUUUCCAAAUCCUUGUAUGAACGUACUGUGAUUGCUAAGGUUAAUGGCGUUUUAUUCGAUCUAAUUCGACCACUUGAAAUUGAUUGUACUUUAGAGUUAUUGGACUUUGAACAUGAAGAAGGAAAAAAGGUAUUUUGGCAUUCGAGUGCCCAUGUUCUAGGUGAAGCCUGUGAGCGUCAUUAUGGUUGUAAUCUUUGCAUUGGUCCACCAAUAGAAGAAGGCUUUUAUUAUGAAAUGGGUAUCAAAGAUCGUGUUGUACACCAAAGUGACUAUGAAAACCUCAAAAAAAUUGCAACUAAAGCCAUAAGCGAAAAACAACCUUUUGAACGUUUAGUUAUCUCAAAAGAAAAUUUGUUGGAAAUGUUCAAGCAUAAUCAAUAUAAAGUUCACCUUAUAAAAUCCAAGAUUCAAGAUGGAACAUCUACCACUGUAUAUCGUUGUGGUCCACUGAUUGAUUUAUGUAUGGGUCCUCAUGUUCCUCAUACAGGAAGAAUCAAAGCAUUCGAUAUCACAAAGAAUUCUGCAUCAUAUUUUCUUGGUGAUGCAAAUAAUGAUUCUCUUCAACGUAUUUAUGGUAUUUCUUUCCCAGAUAAAAAACAACUGACAGAAUAUAAGGCAUUUGUUGAAGAAGCUGCUAAGCGUUCUCAUAGAAAAAUUGGUCAGGAGCAAGAACUUUUCUUUUUUGAUGAACUUAGUCCUGGAAGUUGUUUUUUCCUUCCAAAUGGAGCUAGAGUUUACAAUACUUUAGUUGACUUUAUAAAAACAGAAUAUCGUAAACGAGGUUAUAAUGAAGUGAUUACUCCUAAUAUGUAUAAUACUAAAUUAUGGGAAAAAUCAGGGCAUUUACAAAAUUACGAGGAAAACAUGUUUAGUUUUGAGGUUGAAAAAGAAAAAUUUGCACUAAAACCAAUGAACUGUCCAGGUCAUUGUUUAAUGUUUAAACAUAGGGAUCGAUCAUAUCGAGAAUUACCUAUUCGACUUGCUGAUUUUGGAGUUUUACAUCGUAAUGAGCUAAGUGGUGCCUUAACAGGUCUUACUCGUGUUAGAAGAUUUCAACAAGAUGAUGCACAUAUAUUCUGCAGACAUGAUCAAGUGGAGGAUGAAAUUAAAGGUGUUUUAGAAUUUUUGAAAUAUGUUUAUGGUAUUUUUGGAUUUACUUAUCAACUUAAAUUGUCUACUCGGCCCGAUAAGUAUUUGGGUACUAUUGAAGUUUGGGAUCAAGCUGAAAAGAAAUUAGAAGAUUCUUUAAAUAAAUUUGGUGAGCCUUGGGAACUUAAUCCAGGUGACGGGGCAUUUUAUGGUCCAAAAAUUGAUAUUACAAUAUCAGAUGCUCUUAAAAGAAAACAUCAAUGUGCUACUUUACAGCUUGAUUUCCAACUGCCAGAACGAUUUGACCUAGAAUAUCGUACUCAAACAGUUAAUGAUGCUGAGAAUACAUAUGCUCGGCCAAUUAUGAUUCAUCGUGCGAUAUUAGGUUCCGUAGAACGUAUGAUUGCAAUUUUAACAGAAAAUUUUGGUGGCAAAUGGCCAUUUUGGCUUUCUCCUCGUCAAGUGAUAGUCAUACCGGUUGCAAACAGUUUCAGUAGCUAUGCUCAAAAAGUUGCUGAUGCUUGCUUUGAUGCCAAAUUAUAUGUAGAAACUGAUUUGGGUGAAAACACUUUAAACAAAAAGAUUCGGAAUGCGGAAAUAUCCCAAUUUAACUUUAUUUUUGUUGUUGGUGCUGAAGAAGAAGCUACAAAUUCUGUAAAUAUUCGUAAUCGAGAUGAUGCUGGUACAAAAACAAAAGGAGAAACAAUCCUUUUAAAAGAAGCUUUGGAAAAAUUAGUAAAAUUAAAAGAUGAAAAAAGAUUAAAGAACAGUUUAAAUCCAGAUGAUAAUUCAAAAUCAAAUUAAAAGAAAAUCUUAUUUGAAAUUAUUAGUUCAUACAAAAUUGAAUUAAUAUACUUUCUUUUUUCUAAUAUUUAGAUUUGCAAAAUAAUAGAAAUUCUUUCUAUUUAUAUUAUUUGGUUAAUAAAUAUCAUUUAAAUUAUUGCUUUUAAUGAAGUUUUUAUUUUUUAUAAAAUAAAUAACCA
Molecule: messenger RNA, 2480 nt
Organism: Rhizophagus irregularis DAOM 181602=DAOM 197198
Lineage: Eukaryota; Fungi; Glomeromycota; Glomeromycetes; Glomerales; Glomeraceae
Product: threonyl-tRNA synthetase
Biological process (GO): threonyl-tRNA aminoacylation
Cellular component (GO): cytoplasm
Molecular function (GO): ATP binding; threonine-tRNA ligase activity
Source: RefSeq, a predicted model, not a curated record